AUGACUUUUACAAGGAGUGUUACAUUGUUCCGUUCACUGCUGUUAAUGCUGAUCCUGGUGCUCCAGGCUAAGAAUUCAGCCCAUGGAAAGGCAGUACGGCCUGGAUUCAACAUAGAGAGAGGCACUGAUGAGAAAAAGAGUGACGACUGCCUGCCCCGAAAAGAUUUCAGAUUCCCUCUAAGUGUGCAAGUUGACAUAAGCAUCAGCAGCACAAAACAUGCUAUCAAAGUGGGUCAUGAUGUCAGUAACCGGUCUAUGUCUCCCUGGGAUUACAGCAUUAAUGAAGAUCCCAACCGGUUCCCCCAAGUGAUUGCUCAGGCCAAGUGCCGCCAUUACAGCUGUGUGGACUCCACCGGACAGGAGGACUACAGCAUGAACUCCAUCCCCAUCCAACACGAGAUCCUUGUUCUCCAACGGGAGCAGAGAGGCUGCCAGCACGCUUACCGGCUGGAGAAACAGCUGGUCACUGUGGGCUGUACCUGUGCCAGGCCCAUCAUCCACUACCUGCAGUAA
This is a messenger RNA of Gopherus flavomarginatus (Mexican gopher tortoise), 513 nucleotides long. RefSeq names its product interleukin-17F-like. Gene Ontology annotation, biological process: inflammatory response. Gene Ontology annotation, molecular function: cytokine activity. Lineage: Eukaryota; Metazoa; Chordata; Testudines; Testudinidae. Gene Ontology annotation, cellular component: extracellular region. The coding region runs from base 1 to 513 and encodes 170 amino acids. The transcript has 3 exons. The record is from RefSeq and is a predicted model, not a curated record.